AGUCAAGGGAAUUGAGUUUUGUGUUAGAAGUGAUAAAGGCAAAGAAAGGCAUGUUUCUCCUUGAAUUAUGUUGAUAAAUAAUCAGAAAUAACUGUAGAAACACUGCAAAUUGGCCUACUAGGCGUUUCCGGCUAAAUUAGUUACAUAGCUAAAUAAGUCUACAAAACACAUUCUGAAGCUAAAGUCACCUACAUGUGAGCUUGACUAAAGUGUGAAGUGGAAACAAGUCACCAAAGAAAAAAGAGUUUGCCACUCACCCGCUCCUUACGCGUAUGAUUCAGUACGGAAGCCCAGAUGGGUGAAGCGAGGAAACCGAAGCGGGGAAACUGAAACUGCAAGCGGGGGACAAUGGCGGCGGGGCCUGGUGUUUCUAUGCAGAGCAGUAGUCCUGCGAGAGAACUGUCUCUCUCGGUUCAGCAAGGAGGGAAUCAGGCUCAUGGAGAUCGGAUCAAACCCGAAGAGGUUACAGAGACGGAGAGGCAGAGCCGCAUGGCUGUUUUGCUGGAGAGGCUCCAUGCCAAACACAAUGCUUCACGGCCAUGGCAGGAAACCUGCAAGGUUGUGCGUCAGGCCAUGGAGAAACGUGGUGUGAUGAAUGCCGCGGGUCACCAGCUCCUGCUCACAUGCUUGGAGACCCUGCAGAGAGCGCUGAAAGUCUCAUCUCUGCCCUCCAUGACAGAUCGUCUGGAAUCCAUCGCACGGCAAAACAUGCUGGGCUCUCACCUCAGCCCUUCAGGGACAGAGUGUUACAUCACAUCAGACAUGUUUUAUGUGGAGGUGCAACUGGACACCAGUGGCCAGCUAGUGGACGUCAAAGUGGCUCAUCAGGGAGAAAACCCUACGAGUUGUCCUGAGCUGAUUCAGCAUCUAAGGGAGAAGAACUUUGAAGAGUUUUCCAAACAUCUGAAGGGACUGGUCGACCUAUACAAGCUCCCUGGGGACAAUAAGCUGAAAACCAAGAUGUAUAUAGCACUGCAGUCUUUGGAGCUUGAUCUCACCAAGAUGAUGCACAUGUUUAGGUUAGCAACCAAUGCUAAUACAGUGGAGACUAUUCUUCAUGGCAGUGUGGGCUUGCUGACAGCCAGGAGUGGUGGCCAUCUUGUUUCUCUUCAGUGUUACGUGUCCCCUUAUGACAUAUUUGAGGAGGGAACAGGCACCCAGCUCAACUUAACAGACAGCAAUGUUCCACGCUCUCUGGGUGUCAGUGUUUCUGUGACAAUCGAGGGAACCUCUGCCAUCUACAAGCUCCCAAUCGCUCCACUCAUCACUGGAUCCCACCCAGUGGACAACAAGGGCACACCUUCCUUUUCUGCUGUUACCAACUCCAACUGUGUGGACCUGCCAGCUUGUUUUUUCCUCAAGAUGAACCGCCCCAUGCCUUUCUCACUGUCCUUUAUUCAGAGGAUGGGCAAUGCUACUUCGAUCCCAGUGUUUGAGAGCUCCCCUAGCCUCUCACCUCUCUACCAGUUAAUUGUUCAGAGCCAGCGCCAGCACCUGGAGGAGGGCAGCUCCACGCCGCAGCCCUCACACAACAUGCACUUCUACUCUGUGUUGCCAGAUCAGCAGCACUGUUACUUUGUGAAUGGUGAUGCCCCAGUGCAAGACGGUCGUUCUCUUCAAGGAGCACUGGUGUCCAAGAUCCCCUUCCGCCACCCUGCACAAGUGCCACUCUUGUUGGAUAUCAUCCGACACCAGGCAGCCUAUAACACCUUGAUUGGCAGCUGUGUGAAACAAACUUCCAUCAAAGAAGACAGUGCAGGCCUGCUGCAGUUUGAGGUAUGUCCUCUUACUGACUCGAGUUUCAGCGUCUCUUUCCAGCAUCCAGUCAAUGAGUCAUUAGUCUGUGUGGUAAUGGAGGUGAUUGACUCCAGACAGGUAUCCUGCAAGCUAUAUAAAGGACUGUCAGAUGCUCUGAUCUGCACUGAUGAAUUUAUCACCAAAGUGGUCCAGAGAUGCAUGUCCAUCCCUGUAACCAUGCGGGCCAUUCGGAGGAAAGCAGAGACCAUCCAGGCAGACACUCCAGCCCUCUCACUAAUUGCACAGACAGUGGAGAUCAUGGUGAAGAAUAACCUGCCACCGUCCGGUAGUCCCACCUACAACAUGGUAACAGAUGGAACUAACCCUAUGGGACUGCCUGGGCUCACAGGGGGCAACACACCUACUGGAGGAGGACCCACUGGGGGACCUAAUUUUACAGGCCCAAUUACUUCUCUGUUUGGGAUUUCCCGAACAGAGAGGCAAGGCCAAGGAGCAGAGUGCCCAACCCAAGGAGGGGUGGCUUGCCAGCAACAGUUGCAGCAACAACAUCAGCAACAACAGCCUGGGCAAGGCCAUUUGGAUGACUAUAACAAAGUCACCCAGAAUCCCAUACUGACAAGUCUAUUACAGAUAACUGGAAGUGUGGGUUCUAGUCCCAGCUCCCAGAAUGCACCACCGCCUCACCAAACCCCACCCCCAACAUCCUCCCCUGCCAGCAACACCAAGAAUCAUCCUAUGUUGAUGAACUUGUUGAAAGACAACCCCACACAAGAUUUUGCAGCACUGUAUGGUUCUAGUCCAUUAGAGAGGCAGAAUUCUUCAUCUGGCUCCCCGCGGACAGAUGGCAUGGGUGGAACCUGCCCUGGAGGUACCUCAAAAGGGAAGAAGAAGCGCCCACGGGGGACAGACAAGGGUAGUAUGUUGCCCGGAACUGCUGCAGGUAGUGGUUUAGGCAUGAAAUCACAACAAGCAUCUUCCAUGCCGCAGCACCACCAGCACCAUCCAGUUACACAUGAAGAUGACUUCCACCGUGAGCUCCUCUCUAUGGAUGUGGAUGCAUCUCAAAAUUCUAUCUUUGAUGUUAACCUGACUGGUGAUGGCCUAGACACACCCCAUAGCAUCACUCCAGCACCUAGCCAAUGUGGAACACCGCCCUCUGGCCCCAGCAUGCCUUAUUCACAGUCUCAUGUCCAGUCUCAGCAACAGCAACCACCAGGUACUGUGCCGCCUCGUAUGGUCCGUCUCUCUAGCUCUGAUAGCAUCGGACCUGAUAUCACAGAAAUUUUGUCAGAUUUGCCCGAGCAGACAGGAAAAGGCAGCUGUGGGAGCCAUGGUCAGCACCCCAUGGGCAGUGGUGGGGAGGAUGGAGGCCCCCUAGGUACACCCAUCCGUGACUCCUCCAGCUCAGGUCAGGGCAGUGCAGUGUUUGACUCGGCAGACAUUUUCAAUACCAACAGCAAUGAGAAUCCUUUUACUGAUGCUGCUGACCUGAUUGCUGAGGCUGCUGCAACUGCCGCCACUCCCACCAGCGAUUCUUCUUCCACCAACUUCUUCCCUGAUGCUGCUGACUUCAACCCUGACCUCCUGACCUCAGGCCAUGGCUUCUCCCAGAACUACUUUGAUGACAGCUCUCCAAGUGCCGAUGGAGACAUGGACCUGGUCAAGGGUUUUGGGGGAAGUAGCCAGCAGAAUACCCCGUCAGGAACACCUCAGAAUCCCACUCCACAUGGGCAGAGCACCCCAGAGCCCUCACUGAAGGACCCUUUUGAUAUGGGGAUAGUUUUUGGAGGAAACAGUGGUGGUGGUAAACCGCUUCUGGGGCAAGCUCCUGAUCUGGGAGACACACAUGGUGGAGAGUCCCAGAGCCCCCUCAUAAUGGGCCUCGGAGCGGCAUGUGGUGACUUUAAAAGUGCAGAACCCAAAGUUAAACAGCAACAGGGACUCAUGCGGCCGAAGGAUGAGAAUGGGGGUAGCGGAGGGAGCAGUUCUGGGAUGGGGAUGGGGAGCAGUUCAACUGAGGGCAAACAGGUCAAACGUAGCAGGACCCCAUCCAGUGAGGGAAAGUCUAAAGAAAAGCCUCCCAAACGCAAAAAGCUGGACCCUGAUGGGAAGUCCCCCUCUCACAGCUCAGGGGUGCGACCAUACACACCUCCUAGUGGUGGCUCAGGCUCUGGAGGAAGCAUAAGUGGAGGAGGCUCGAAGUCUCCUGGUAGUUCAGGACGCUCACAAACUCCUCCCGGUGGUGCCACACCUCCUAUUCCCAAAAUCACUAUUCAGAUCGCCAAAGGGACCAUAACUGGGGGGAAAACGUCAUCCCAUAGUGGAUACACCUCCAGCAGCUCAGCCACAAGCAACACAGGAGGAGCAGGGGGAACAAGCAGCAGCAAAAGCCAUCAUUCUCACUCAUCUUCCUCUGGGAAGAUCAAGUCCAAGGAAAGCUCCACGACACAAGGCAACAGCUCCAAGCCAGGGAGUGCAGGAAUGGGGGGGGGAGGUGGGACAUCCCAGUCUAAAGGCUCCUCCCAAGGAAUGGGUGUUGGCAAACCAGGAUCCUCCCCAAUCACCAAACAUGGGAUGUCAGGCCCUGGAGGUAGUGGGGGUGGAAUUGGAAGUGGUAAUAAAAUUAAGCCUCAGGGGGGGAAGCCUCCUGGGUCUCUUAUGAAUCCCAACAUAAAGCCCAAUAUCUCCCCUUCUCACUCCCGCUCCAGUAGCUCUGGUGACAAAUUGUCCUCCCCUAUGAAAAUGCAGCAGUCCCAGGUUCCAGGAACACCUCCUUCUUCCAAGGCUAAAUCGCCAAUGGGCUCAGGAGGUGGCAGCUCUGGAGGGUCCAAGUCUUCUUCUUCUGGUGGAGGCAUGAGCUCCCAGAAACCAAUGGGUGGGAGCUCCUCCUCUGGUACCACAUCUUCCUCAUCAUCCUCCAGCUCCUCCUUGUCCUCUGGUUCCAUGACCUUCUCAGGAGGCUGCCAGUCUCAGUAUGGUGGAGGUGGAAGUGGAGGGGGGGCAGGAGGAGGAAGUGGAAGUGGAGGCGGUGGUGGUGGGGGAGGAGGUGGAGGUAGUGGGGGUGGUCAGAACAAUGCAAAUAACCCCAAUGCCAAAGGAAAGUCUCCCAGUCGAAACAAGAAACCCUCUCUUACGGCAGUCAUAGACAAACUGAAGAGUGUAGGUGGAGGAGGAGUGGGGGAGGAUGGUUGUGAGGUAGGGCCACCAGUAGGGGGAACUAGUUCGGGAUCUGCUCCCGGUGGUGGUGGUUCUGGAAAUGUUCCCAGCAGUGGAUCUUCAAACAUGGGUCCUUCCAAGCAUGCCUCGUCCUCCCAAAGUGGGGACUAUAAGCGGGAAAAGUCUGAUAAAGAGGCAAAAGCAAAAGUGUCUGUUUCAGGGGGGAACAGUGGGGAUAAAAAGCUGAUGGACCCCAAAACAGGAGGGGCAAGUGCGACUGGUCUGGCCAAAAUUAUCAUUAGUAAACCUGAUGGUGGCUCACCAAGCAUCAAGGCCAAAGUGACCCUUCAGAAGGCAGGGGAAGGAUCUGGUGACUCUAUGCGUCCCCAAAUUUCUAGCCUUAAAGCUUCCCCACUUUUCAGUGGCUCUACUCCCAAGCAUGACCGCUCCUCCCCGAGCCACAGCCGCUCGCCAGGAUACACCCCACUCAACCACGACAGUGAGAGCGAGUCAGGCAGCAGCUCAGUGGCCGAAAAGUCCCAUCAGAACAGCCCCAGCUCAGAUGAUGACCAGACCAUUCGCCCGCUUCCCCCUCAGGACUACAUGAGCUCCAUUCCCCUCAGCUCAGGGGAGAAGCACAAGAAACACAAAAAGGAGAAGAAGAAGCAGAAAGAGAGGGAACGGGAGAGGGACAGGGAACGGGACAGGGACAAAGAGAAAAAGAAGUCCUCUAUGUCCAUGGGGCCGUCCUCACAUCCCAUAAAAGCAGACAGUUGGUCCCGGUCACCCAUCUCAGCUUCAGAUUCAUCUUUGUCCAUGCUGGGUUCAGAGCGUCCAUCCCGGCCCAGUCCAAUGUAUAUGAGAAAUGAAGAUGAUGACCUAAUGGACUCAGCCCUCACUGGCAACCUUUAAUUUUAUUUAGAAAUCCUCUUUAUUUUCUCAUAUGUUUUUAACACAUGCCUUUUAACAUACAAAUUAAACUUCUAUUUAUUUAACUCGAGCCACAAAUUGGAACUGGAUGCAAGAAUAUUGUGGCACUCUGAGUGAUCAUUGUCCUGUUAAACAUGUAUUUUAAUUUCAUAUUUUACUGUUUGAGUACCAGCGUAUAAUAUCCAGGGAUUGGGAUGCCAGUUUUAUAUGAAAGUGGUUCAUUGUCAUCCAAAUUCACCCCAGAAUACCAACUUCCUUAAGCGUCAUUAAGGAAAUGGCUUUAUACAAUAUAUUUUCAGAGAAAUUGACAUUAUUUUUGUCUUUCCUGUGAUGUCAGAAGGUCUUUACUGGUCUUUAAUGUUAUUUCAUUUUCCUUUCACAUUUAAUACAUCUGCUGCUGUUCAUAUGUCGUUAAAAACAUACCGGAUUGCCACUAUAUUGUAUGUUGUCAAAAUAAUUAUGACAUCUGUUAAAAAAACAAAGUAAUGUAAAGCAAGAAGGGUACAGUGUUCAGUUGCCUUGUUUUUCAGAUACAAGUGUGACUUUUUAGAUUUUGAUACAUUUUAAACUGUUGAUGUGUAAAGUAGUGUUGGUAAAGAGGACUGCAACUGAUGAUGGUUAUGGUAAUGGAGAAAAAGUGACAUGCUGAUAAUUUUUUAACUGUAGAAGUUUGUGGAAGCUUGAAAUAAACAUUUCACUUCUGGAAAA
Messenger RNA from Siniperca chuatsi (mandarin fish), 6552 nucleotides. RefSeq names its product mediator complex subunit 1 (gene med1). Gene Ontology annotation, molecular function: transcription coregulator activity; nuclear thyroid hormone receptor binding; nuclear vitamin D receptor binding. Bases 349 to 5826 code for a protein of 1825 amino acids. The transcript is spliced from 16 exons. The record is from RefSeq and is a predicted model, not a curated record. Gene Ontology annotation, cellular component: mediator complex. Lineage: Eukaryota; Metazoa; Chordata; Actinopteri; Centrarchiformes; Sinipercidae. Gene Ontology annotation, biological process: regulation of transcription by RNA polymerase II; cellular response to thyroid hormone stimulus.